Prorocentrum cordatum is the source of this 823-nucleotide messenger RNA. The record is from the annotation of a GenBank genome assembly. Lineage: Eukaryota; Dinophyceae; Prorocentrales; Prorocentraceae.
UUCCUCUUCCUCCUUGGAACCCUCCUCCUCGUAUUUUUCCCGUCUGUCCACUUCCCAGAAUUCCCCCUCCGGGCCAAGCGGCGGGGGGUGGCCCCCGAUGCCAACUCCCAGGUGGUCGAGCAGACGUUCGUCAUCACUCGUGACGAUCACGGCGACUCUGGCUUGUGCGUCCAGGAGCAGAACCGCAGGGAGCCCGGAGGAGGCCACCGCGCAGUGUUCUACAACACCGUCUUCUCGGUAGUCAGCGGCGGCGCGGCGGAGAGGGCCGGCAUGGACUGCAACCACAUGGGCUCGAUUUCUUUGUCGUCUCAGCUGCCGUAGCUUCUGCGUGGAAUGUCAGAGGAAGCAACAGAUCGAUGCUGAUACCCUUCCCUCGCUUUGGCCUUUGGGGGCCGCCUGGGGGAGGGGAGUUUUGUCGGGUGGAGGGGGCUCGGAAUCCAGGUCAGAACGAACCACGCGAGAGGUUGGGGGAGUAACGGCCUAGGUAUAGGAUUCCCCCAGGGUGGCAGGUUGGCUAGCCAAGAACUAGCUUCUGGAAUUUGGUCAUCGAUGGAAGUCUAGAGAACCCACCUGCAAGGUUGUUUGAGGCAGCUGGCGGUGAUACUUCGGGGCAAUUGGGCGCCAUUCAGGUAGCCACUGUUCCCCUCGAGCUCUGCCUCUGAGUUUCGUUACACGGAGUGUAUUACUCCCUGCGCUGACUGCACUGCAGAAGAGGAUAGGCAGCGCGGAAGAGGAACGGGGAGGAUAAUGCCUUCUGAUUUCUCGUUUCGAGGGAAGGCGCAUUGCGUCCUGGGAAAGGUCCGCGGUGGAGGGCAACUUACUU